Messenger RNA from Dentiscutata heterogama, 439 nucleotides. NCBI's taxonomy places the organism in Eukaryota, Fungi, Glomeromycota, Glomeromycetes, Diversisporales, Gigasporaceae. The record is from the annotation of a GenBank genome assembly.
UCAACCUCCUAGACUCUCUUGGAAUGAAUAUCUACGUGAUUUAGAAAGUGCCGUGAAUGAUUCUGCUUUACAAUCAGCAGAGGAAUCUGAUACAGAUGAAGAACUUGCUAAUUAUGAACGAGAAAACGACGAAAGACCAGCAAAUAUUUAUGAUACCAAUAGUGUACUUAAAGUGAUUAAUAAACCAUGGAGAUCUGCAAGGAUUGCAUGCCUUCUGCACCGUUGUGGCGAAGUGGCUGGAACCAAUUUAUUUCGAAAAAGAUGGCAUAAUGAAAAUUUUAUUGACUAUAACAGCCGUCCAAAAGACGAUAUACCUUCUUGGUGGAUUUCCACAAAAUGGUCUUCCUCCAAGGUAGAAUCAGGUGAAAAUGAAGCCGGCAGGAGUAAUGGUGGACAAAAUAAUUACAUGAAAGAUGUCGAAAUUGUGCAAAUUGAUUAA